AUGUUAUCAAAUACAUCAAGAGGGCAGUAAUAAAAUCAAUUUUCAAAAACAUAAACUCAAACUUUAAUACCACUUUCUGAAAUCAAUCAUAUAAGAGGAAAACUAAAGGGUGGAAAUUAGGCUACAGAAGAACGAUAACUGGAUAAAAUGAGAAUGUAUAACUUGUUUUCAUUUUUAGGAAGGCAAAUUCUGAAGAAAGGAUGAAACGUUGGCCAACGACUAUUGCUGCUUAUAAAUAAAAGAGAGAUCAGCAUAGAUUUGAAAAAUUUGCAGCAGCAGAAGAAGAGAGAAGAUAAAUUGAUAUUGUAGAGGAGAUUUAUUAAAAGGAACAGAAGAAAAUUACUUUAGAAAAAGCUAAUAAAUAAAUUUAUGAAGAUGGUGAUAGGGUAAAAGCAUUUCAUGGGAAAAUGCUUUUUUCAGAUGUAUUAUAAGAGAGAGAUGAAUAAAUUGUAAUGGAGAAAUAUAAGAAAGAACUUCUGAAAUAAUAAGAAGAGAUCUAUUAAUAAAUAUUAGAAGAAUAAUUAGAUGAAUAUGAUUAAAAGUAAAUUGUAAAAUAGAAAUUGUAAUAAUAAAAGAAAAAAGAAUAAAAGGAUAUGCUACAUAAGUAUUAUAAUAUAUAUUUAGAUAACAUGAAGAAAUGAAAGAGAAACAUCUUACAAAAUUAAAAGAAGAAAGAAUUGAAGGAGAAUUAAUUAAAUAAAAGGUUAAAGAUGCUUUAGAAGAAGAAUAAAAGAUAUAAAGAUUAAAAUAAUAAAAGAUAUUAGAAAAUUAGAGAUUAGUAUAAUUGGCAAAUGAUUAAUUAAAAGAUUUUAAGGUUCAAUAGAAAAUAAAAGAGAAAGAAGAAGAUGAAAAGAUAAGAUUACAUGCAGAGAAGAAAUAAAGAAUAGCUGAAAUGAGAAAAGUAAGGGAAGACUUAAAAUUUCAUGAAAAAUAAGAAUAAAGAUAAAAAUUGAUUGAUAGAUAAAUUUAAUAGUUAGAGAUAUUAAAGAAAGCUUAGGAAGAACAUUUGAAUAAAUAAAUUAUUGAAGCUUAAGUUAAAGCAGAAGAAGUAGAAAAAAUAAAAAAGUAGAAGAGAGAAUAAAUGUUUAGAGCAAUAGAUUAUAGUAGAAAGAUUAAAGAUGAAGUAAAAGAAACAGAAUCUAAAUGUAUUUAAUAUUAUUUAUUAUUAAGCUGUUGAUUAUCAUAAAAAAGAAUUUUAAACAUAUUGGGAAAAAAGAGGAAAAGAAUUAGAAGGAAUAGAAAGAGCAGAGACUACUGCAUAAAGAGAGAGAAGAGUUUAAAAUGCAAGAUUCUAAUAAAAUUAGAUUGAUGAAAAACAAGUAAUUAUUAUAAUUAUAAUCUAUAAUAGGCUUUAAGAGAAAAAGAUUAUAUUGAAUAAUUAGAUUAAUAAGAAGAGAAAUAAAGAAAAAUAGAGAAAGAGGAUGAAAUUUUCAUGAUGUGGGCAAGUUAAAAGAUUUAAGAGCAUUAGAAAGAAGGAAAGAAUAUUUUGCCAUUAAUAAAAGAACUAAAGAAUUUAAGCAAAGUCCCAUGA
Messenger RNA from Paramecium pentaurelia, 1531 nucleotides. Lineage: Eukaryota; Ciliophora; Oligohymenophorea; Peniculida; Parameciidae. The record is from the annotation of a GenBank genome assembly.